AUGGCAGAGUAUUCAUUUGACAAGUGGAAGCCAUUAUUGCAGAAGUUUGAAGCCGUCCGCUGCGAGAUUGCGGAGCACACUCUCUCUACAGGCCUCGGUAACAUUCGCCGCUGGUUCCCCGAACCCCUAGAGCGACAAGCAUAUCGCAACUGGAAAUACACCCGCGAUCGUGCGGCGUGCCGUGCCCGGUUGAGAGAGGAGGAGUUUGUUAGACAAGUCGAUUCGAUAAGCUUUUUCAACAACAAGGUCUGCGAUGAGCUGCUCGAAGCUAUGAACACGUUUCGUUUUAGCGUCGUCGUCCCGAUGGGAUUCGAUGGCAAUAUUAUCUACCGUCUUAUGGUGGAAGUUCCCAGUCUCCCAGCCCAUCCGCGGGAGGUUCCUGCGACGGUGCACUCUAGCGAUCUACUGCUAAGAUGUUGUUUCCUUGGAGUGAAUUUGACGGUCCAACCACGAGCGGUAUCCUGCCGUGACAGUACAUUUGGACCGAUCCCACAUCCCGACUUAUCCACAGCAUCGACACGACCGGGCAGGGGCGAUAACACCGAUGGGCCCGGCUUCGUAUGCUUCCAGCUGGGGACACUCGAAUAUAGCAGACGCAGAAAAAGCCGGCGGGGUCCCUGGACCGACGGGGAGAGCGACUUGCCCGACUCCAGGUGGAAGAAUACCGGCUUCGUCGCGGUGGCGAGACUGAGUCCGUCCGGGCGUACGGAUGGCAUCUACGCUAUCUACAACAUGUUCAUGCUACGCGAAGCCUACGAUCCCGAUGAGGACGACGAGGACGAGGACGACGCGUACGACGAAUAUAGCGGAGAUGACGCGGUAAUGGGGCCGCAUCCAUACUCGGGUCUGCCGUCCGCCUACUCGUUGGGCGAAAACGCAGGCCGCCUGUUCUGGUGUGCAAAGCUCGGUCCGAACCUCUCAAGCUUUGGCAAAGACCACCAAAUGGUCUGGACGGAGAAAACCGAGCACCCGGUCGAAGUGGUCCGGGUGAAGAAGCACUCGAAAACCCACCAAAUUUUGCGAACCACGGUUGACGAAAAGAUCUGGCCGUCCGCUGUCGUAGGAGACCAAACCUCGACUUAGGGACGAAAUGACUGAGGCUGCCCCAAAACCCGAAUACCCCAUUGACUCUACCUAGUUAUUUCGAGUUUAAUCCUCGAUUUCUUUUCCUCGUUUCC
Molecule: messenger RNA, 1178 nt
Organism: Chaetomium fimeti
Lineage: Eukaryota; Fungi; Ascomycota; Sordariomycetes; Sordariales; Chaetomiaceae
Exons: 1
Coding region: 1-1083 (360 amino acids)
Source: RefSeq, a predicted model, not a curated record